Myotis daubentonii (Daubenton's bat) is the source of this 3443-nucleotide messenger RNA. It is a transcript of the gene PUS3, whose product is annotated as pseudouridine synthase 3. The record is from RefSeq and is a predicted model, not a curated record. The transcript has 6 exons. Gene Ontology annotation, biological process: tRNA pseudouridine synthesis; mRNA pseudouridine synthesis. Bases 461 to 1903 code for a protein of 480 amino acids. Lineage: Eukaryota; Metazoa; Chordata; Mammalia; Chiroptera; Vespertilionidae. Gene Ontology annotation, molecular function: pseudouridine synthase activity; RNA binding. Gene Ontology annotation, cellular component: nucleus; cytoplasm.
AAAGCCUCUUGGCCCACGAUCGAAAUGUAAACGUGGGGUGUUGGGGGGUGGGUUUUUUUCUGGGUCCUACAGAAGAGGAACGGACGAAUGGACAGGUAGUUGGACGUUUCUCUCUUCCCCGCUCCCUUUUCAUACCUCGAUCUUUCCAGGAAGGUGCCGGUUUACGGCAGUGGGACCUGUGUGUGUGCUUAGUGCUUGGAGCUCCUCGCGGAAACUCGCCACAGGAGCUGUUACCUGAAUUCGAUUCUUAGAGGGCCCCUGGACUGUGGAGGGAAGCCUCUGCUGCCUCGGUUUGUAUGUGAAGGGCAGGUUUUGUUCCUUCCCUCUGGCUCGCAUUGUUUAGGCGAUGAGAGUAUGAUGGGGAGUACAACUGGAAGCAAACUCGUAACUCAGGUUUGAGAUCGUCUUACUUUGGCAAUGCGGACCCUUAUGAUUCAUUUAUUCCUGGAGUUGUCUUAUCAUGGCUGAAAAUGACAGAGACAGAACCCAGACUGACAAACUCCUAAAAAGAGUACAAGAACUAGAGCAGGAGAUAGAAAGACUUAAAAAAGAACAGGCCAACACAAAGAUCUCAAAUGCUAGAGAAAAUUCUUCAGGAGCUAGAAAAGCUAAGCGUGCAUUUGACUUCAGCGCUCACGGUCAAAGACAUGUAGCCCUGAAGAUAGCCUAUCUGGGCUGGGGAUACCAGGGCUUUGCCAGUCAGGAAAACACAAACAACACUAUUGAGGAGAAACUGUUUGAGGCUCUAACGAAGACUCGACUAGUAGAAAGCAGACAGACAUCCAAGUAUCACCGGUGUGGGCGAACAGACAAAGGAGUUAGUGCCUUUGGACAGGUGAUUUCUCUUGACCUUCGUUCUCACUUUCCGAAGGGCAGGGAUUCAGAGGAUUUUAAUUUAAAAGAUGAAGUCAACGAUGAUGCCAAAGAGAUCCGUUAUACUCACAUUCUCAAUCGGGUGCUCCCUCCAGACAUCCGUGUAUUGGCCUGGGCCCCUGUAGAGCCCAGCUUCAGUGCUAGGUUCAGUUGUCUUGAGCGGACUUACCGCUACUUUUUCCCUCGUGCUGAUUUAGACAUUGUAACCAUGAACUGUGCAGCUCAGAAGUAUGUCGGCACACAUGAUUUUAGGAACUUAUGUAAAAUGGACGUAGCCAAUGGAGUUAUUAAUUUUCAGAGGACUAUUCUGUCUGCUCAAGUACAGCUAGUGGGCCAGAGUCUGGCCGAGGACAGAUGGCAAGAACCUUUUCAGUUAUGUCAGUUUGAAGUGACUGGCCAGGCGUUCCUUUAUCAUCAAGUCCGCUGUAUGAUGGCUAUCCUUUUUCUGAUUGGCCAAGGAAUGGAGAAGCCAGAGAUUAUCGAUGAGCUGCUAAACAUAGAGAAAAAUCCCCAGAAACCUCAAUACAGUAUGGCUGUAGAAUUUCCUCUAGUCUUAUAUGACUGUAAGUUUGAAAAUAUCAAGUGGCUCUAUGACCAGGAGGUUCAGGAGUUCAAUAUAACCUACCUACAACAACAGUGGGCUAAUCAAGCUGUUAAGACUCACGUGUUGUAUAGUAUGCUGCAAGGACUCGAGUCUGUUGCUGUGCCCUGUGAGACAGGAACAGAGACGGAUGAAGUAAUAGAAUGGAGAAAUGUUAAGCCCUCUGUCAUAAAGCAGACCAGUGCCUUUGUAGAAGGAGUGAAAAUGCGCACAUAUAAGCCCCUAAUGGAUCGUCCUAAAUGCCAAGGACUGGAAUCCCGGAUCCAGCACUGCGUACGUAGGGGACGCAUUGAAUACCCACGUUUAUUCAAUGAGACAGAAACAAACGCCAAAAGGGAGUGUAAUGACACACUAGAAGAAGAAAAUACUAUUUCAGAGAAACCAACAAAGAGAGUCUGUGUCGAUACAGAAAUUAAAAGCAUCCUUUAACCACAGAAAACUCUCCAGGACCUAGGAGGCAACAACUAGCUAAUGGUAGGUGGGUAAAAAGGAAAUACAAUAUUUACUGCAGUAAGUCCUAGAAUUCUGAUGAUCAGCUCUUAAAAGAACAAAACCAAAAAGAUCAUCCGCUCUAUUUAAGGAUGUUCAAGCUUCAACUGGAAAUCAAACAUUCAUUCCUGUACAAAAGGAUUAAGAGAUGGAAAAUAAAGAUGUAUUUACAUACACCUGGAAACCUGUGCCUCAUGUUCAAGUUUAUUAAACCUGAUCCUGCAAGUGUCUAUCCUUUUUAAAAGCAAAUGAGAUAUUUACUACCCAUCGGAAUUAGCAUGAAGAGCAUGCCCGGGUGUCUUGUUUUCUAGGACAAAUUAAAAAAAAAAAAAUUUAGUCAAAUAUUUGAUAAAUUGGUGCAGAAUGCACUGCCAGGCACAAUACUACCUGACAGUGACCUAACUGAAUGAGGCACCGCAUCUCUUACAAAGCUUAUCAGUUUAAUGCUGUCUGAGCCACAAAUGGUCUUUGUUGUAUGUAUUUUUUUUUUAAUAUUUUACACACAUAAAAAAACAUUGUUAGCCCACAGGCCAUAAAGAAAACAGGCCAUGCAGUUUACCAACCCCUGGCCUAGAGAUUUAAGGAAAGCUCUGAUAGAGAUCUCCAAGCUGAAUCGUGUAGAACAGAUGGGAGCAGAGUUAAGAUGACAACAUUUGCAUAGUUUAGAAAGGUAAGCAAGGGUCCUAUCCACAAAGCCUUGCAGGCCUUCCUAAAAAUGCUUAGAUUUUUAUCUUGAGGAACCACUGGGGUGGGGUGGGGGUGGGGAGGAAUUAAAAAGCCAAAAUUGUGCAGCACAAAUAUUGCUCUGUGUAUACGGUGGACUGGAAGAGGGCAAGACAGUAGGACCAAUUAGGAGGCUGUUGGAGUAACCAAGGAAAUUGAUGGCCUAGAUUAGAUUUGUAGUAAGGGGUACAGAGAGAAGAACAUUAGUUUGAGAUUAAGAAAAGAGAAGCAGAAGGACUUUGGGUGAAUGACUGUGAGGUUCACAAGUAGGGAGGCUGCCAGAACUCCCAGCGUUCAUAUGUAAAGCACAGCUAAGGCACGCUGGGACAUGAAAUGAGGCAGGGUUUUGCUUGUUCUCUAAGUUGAUAAUUAACCCUCAAAAUAUUUCUUAUAAACAAUAUUUAUUCAAAAGUGUUUCUUUCCCCCCACCCCCCCUCUCUAAAAAUCAAUGGAAAAAAUAUUCUCUGGUGAGGAUUAACAACAACAAAAAUAAGGAGUUGAGCUGGGCUGGUGUGGCUCAGUGGUUGAGCAUCGAUCCAUGAACCAGGUAGUUACGGGUUCGAUUCCGGUCAGGGCACAUGCCUGGGUUGCAAACUUGAUCCCCAAAAGGCAGCGAUUGAUGAUGUUUCUCUUUCAUUGAUGUUUCUAUCUCUCUCUCUCUUCCUCCUCCUUGCUCAGUGGUUAGACCAGCGAUGGCAAAUCGGUGACACGCGAACUCAUUUUUUUGGUUGAUUUUUCUUUGUUAAAUGGCAUUUAA